AUGGCCGGCGACGACGGCAACGGCAACAGCAGCGCCGUCCGCGGCGGCGGCGGCGGGAGCGGCCAGGAGGAGGUCCAGAUAGAAAUCGCAGGAUCCUCCAAACCCGCAGUUUCCUUGGCCCAUGAAGCACCCCCACAAAGCGCUCCGGUUAAGCACUGGCAAUGGUGGUUGAUGGUGGUACUGAACAUGUUCUUCCUUGUGGCUGGUCAGACGUCGGCAACACUCUUAGGGAGAUUCUACUACAAUGAAGGUGGCAAUAGCAAAUGGUUGUCCACGUUUGUCCAGACUGCUGGUUUUCCGGUGUUGUUUGUUGCCCAAUUUCUUUUCCGUCCAAAGUCACCUUCCACACAAGCAACUACCAGUGGCCCUGAAGCUUCUAUCACCAAAAUCACUCUGAUAUACAUUGCCUUGGGACUCAUCAUUGCUGCAGACGACUUGAUGUAUUCCUACGGUCUAUUGUAUCUUCCUGUCUCAACUUACUCCCUCGUUUGUGCUAGUCAGCUGGCCUUCAACGCCGUCUUCUCAUAUUUUCUCAAUGCCCAAAAGUUCACCCCUUUGAUAUUCAACUCGGUACUACUCCUUACAUUUUCCGCUUCGCUCCUUGGAGUUGAUGAGGAUUCUCCGAGCAGUAGUGAUAUCUCUCAAGGGAAUCAUGUAUUGGGUUUUGUGUUGACACUGGGAGCAUCGGCCACAUACUCACUUAUUCUGUCUCUCAUGCAAGUUACGUUUGAAAAGGUUAUUAAGAGGGAGACCUUCUCAGUCGUGCUGAACAUGCAGAUUUAUACGGCAUUUGUGGCUACAUUGGCUUCUCUUGUUGGGUUGUUUGCAAGUGGUGAAUGGAAGACUUUGGAGGGAGAGAUGCACAUGUUCAGCCCAGGGAAGGUGUCCUAUGUAAUGACAGUGCUAUGGACAGCUAUAUCAUGGCAGAUAGCUUCUGUUGGAGUUGUGGGGUUGAUCUUUGUGGUUUCAUCACUCUUUUCAAAUGUGAUAAGCACUCUAGCUCUACCCAUCAUUCCUGUUUUCGCAGUGAUUUUCUUUCACGACAAAAUGGAUGGAAUAAAGAUUAUAGCUAUGCUGAUAGCCAUCUGGGGUUUUAUUUCAUACGGCUACCAGUUGUAUGUUGAUGACAAGAAGUCUAGGAAGACUUCAUCCAGUGUGGAGGAGAAUUCCUAA
Triticum turgidum subsp. durum (durum wheat) is the source of this 1173-nucleotide messenger RNA. The record is from the annotation of a GenBank genome assembly. NCBI's taxonomy places the organism in Eukaryota, Viridiplantae, Streptophyta, Magnoliopsida, Poales, Poaceae.